CUGCUCGCUCGGAGCCCGUAGUCUCUUUGGAAACUUCUGCUGGGGAAAGAGCUCUCCGAAAGAGCAGCAAAGCGGUGUGGGCUUUUUCUUUUUUCCACUCCUUUUAAUUCCCCCUUCCUCCGUUUGCACCCUUCUCCGGACUUCACACAGAACCUGCGAAUUUCAAAGAAGUGGUGGCAGAGUGGGAGAAAGGAGGUGUUAGGAUUUGGGUGGGUUGGUUUUUUGUUUUUUUUUUAAUUUCUUGAUUUCAAUAUUUUCUCCCACCAUCUCGGCUGCAGCCAAAGCCGCUUACCUGUUCCGCGGCAGCCGCGCGCCGCUGGCAGCCGGGGGUUAGACAGGAGCGGGGUGUGUUUUAGAUUUUAAACAAAAUUUUUGAAGACAAAUCCAUUUUUCUUUCCCCACCCCCAACUCGACAGCCUCUGAGCUCAUUAUUUCGGUGGUUGCUUUGGGGUGAACAAGUUUGUGCCUGCUUUCCCCCUACAAUUCUGACCAGAUCCGGCUUGGGGGUUUCUCUGGCCUCCGCUCACUCUGCGUGCACCUAGCGCUGCCCUUUUUUCCCCCCAACCUGUUGCAAGGUUUUAAUCCUUGCAAUUGAGACUUGCUUGCAGACAUCCCAGUCUCCCAUCUCUCCCUACAUUUUGCAAGUGUCUGGGGGAGGACACCUGCUCUACCUGCCAGAGAUUUUUUUUAAAAAAAAAAUUCUCCAGGCGCCCUCUUGGCCCCUUUAUCCCUGCACUCUCGCUCUCCUGCCCCGCCCGGAGGCAAAGGGGAGACUCGGAGAAGAUGGUGCUCACCGCGGUCCUCCUGCUGCUGGCCGCCUGCGCGGGGCCGGCCCAGGGCCUGGGCUCCUUCGUGCACUGUGAGCCCUGCGACGAGAAAGCCCUCUCCAUGUGCCCCCCCAGCCCCCUGGGCUGCGAGCUGGUCAAGGAGCCGGGCUGUGGCUGCUGCAUGACUUGCGCCCUGGCCGAGGGGCAGUCGUGCGGCGUCUACACGGAGCGCUGCGCCCAGGGGCUGCGCUGCCUUCCCCGGCAGGACGAGGAGAAGCCGCUGCACGCCCUGCUGCACGGCCGCGGGGUUUGCCUCAACGAAAAGAGCUACCGGGAGCAAGCCAAGAUCGAGAGAGACUCACGCGAGCACGAGGAGCCCACCACCUCCGAGAUGGCCGAGGAGACCUACUCCCCCAAGAUCUUCCGGCCCAAGCACACCCGCAUCUCAGAGCUGAAGGCCGAGGCAGUGAAGAAGGACCGCAGAAAGAAGCUGACCCAGUCCAAGUUUGUGGGGGGAGCCGAGAACACCGCCCACCCCCGGGUCAUCUCUGCGCCUGAGAUGAGACAGGAGUCUGAGCAGGGCCCCUGCCGCAGACACAUGGAGGCGUCCCUGCAGGAGCUGAAAGCCAGCCCACGCAUGGUGCCCCGUGCCGUGUACCUGCCCAACUGUGACCGCAAGGGAUUCUACAAGAGAAAGCAGUGCAAGCCCUCCCGCGGCCGCAAGCGUGGCAUCUGCUGGUGUGUGGACAAGUACGGGAUGAAGCUGCCCGGCAUGGAGUACGUGGACGGGGACUUUCAGUGCCACACCUUCGACAGCAGCAAUGUUGAGUGACGCGUCCCCUCCCCACACCCCCACCCCCGCCUGCCCCCAGCCCCGACUCCAGCCAGCCAGAGACUCCCUCCACCCCAGGACGCCACUCAUUUCAUCUCAUUUAAGGGAAAAAAAAUAUAUAUAUCUAUAUCUAUUUGAGGAAACUGAGGACCUCGGAAUCUCUAGCAAGGGCUCAAUUUUGAAAAUGGCAACAACAGAAAGGAUGCAAAAAGUUGAGAAGACCCCCCCCUUUAAAACAGUUUUCUUUUUGAGGCAAGUUGAAUGAACAGAGAAGGAAGAGAGGAAGCACAAGAGGGAGAGGAGGGAAGAAAGCGUUCGUGUGGAACAGAGGGACAGAUGAGCAGAGUUACAAAAAGGAAGGCAAGCAGGUGGACAGGAAGGAAAGGCGCCGGGGGCCAGCCCUAGCCUGGAGUCGGGAGAAGUUUGGGCACCAAGAUGUGGCUUUUGGUGACACCCUUGGAGUUUUCCCAGUCUGGAUUGGUCAGGGAGAGAAAGGAAGAGGCGGGUGUGCCAGGGCCUCUCCCAGAUCUGUCUCCUUCUCCAGCCAGCGGUGUGGACAGCUCGACCCCUGGCCUUACCCCAACAGAAUGUUGUCUCUGCCCCAAACUUAUAAAAGCUAAAAUGCAUUCCAUCCCUCUAAAAACAAAUUCGUUAUUGAGUGACAUUAGAUAGCUAGGUUUCCCAAGCAGAGACGUGAAUGUCAAGUACGUGCGCAUUCUCAGUCCUCAUGCAGACUUUUAGAAAUCCGUACACACCCCAGUAUUGGAAAGACUUGUCUUUCCCGGGUGAUUUAAAAAAAACACACACACACACACAUGCUGAAGCUGUGGUUUCAGCCCUCAAUUUCCUUCAAUUCCCAACUAGCGCAGCAGCCUCUGUGGGGGAGGAUAGGCUGAGAAAAACGUGGGCUUGUAUUUAUCUACAAGGCUGCAUAUCGUCAUAUAUAGGCAUAUAAAUCUAUUUUAUUUCUUUGUUUUUUUUUCUUUCUUUCUAUCUUUCUUCCAGAGGUUUGCAUUAACUUUUCAGAGUAGCUCGUGGGGCAUUGAGGAGCUUCCUCAUUUUGGGGAAACCAAGGAAACCCACGUUCUCCCAGUGCAACCCAUAAUGCCAGUUUUGCCCACCCCUAGUCAGGGCUCCCCAUGAGCAGCAAACUCCGUUCUUCGGGGGCCCAGUGUGACUCCACACAGGUGUUCACAUGUACCCACCCAGCCAGGCGAGGCCAGCGCUCGAUGUGCGCACCGCACCCCCGCAUGCGUCCCACGCAGUCUUUAAACCCUCGGGAGGUAGCUGUCUCUGGACACCACGCCAGAUGAGCCCAACAGGUCAACAAGUGUGACCCGCCUGGUCCUGUCCCAGCCCUUUCAUGUCAUCGGGACAGGACCUGUGUUUUGGAAGCCUCCCUCGGUCUCCACGCUGGCAGAGCAGGAGAGAGACUGAAACGAGAGAGGGCAGAGAGGGAGAGGGUGGAGGAAGCUUUCACGUGCAGGGAACCCGUAAACGGGACUGCCCAGGCCAGAGCAGGUGGAGGGUGGGGGUAUCCGCCCCGUUCUAGCUUUGGAGCAAAGCUGCGGAGAGCGGGAAACACCCGUAGCAGCCUCCUUGGCUUCCCGCCCUAUAUGCCUCCUGGGGUUCAAGAAGAAGGAGAGAGGAAAAUGGGGGGAUGGGUUGUAAGAUAGAAACGAGCUCACGCCAGGGCACAGAGCAGAGGAAGGCGGGCAGCUGCAGGUGGGUCCCGGACACUAGAAGCGGGACAGGAACAAGGAUCAAUAGAGACUGGCUGUGCUUUCGAAGGGCCGAGACCGUGCUCGAUGCCCACGUUCAGCCACAAGGAGGGACGAAGGCCGAGAGUCUUUCAGGCUCGUCCCCUGUGCUGGCAGCCCCUGGUCCCUCGCCGGGGUGGUGGGCGGAGGAGAGGCCCAGGACAGCCAGGGAAGGCGGCUUCAGGGGUGCCGUCCUAGGACAGCCAGAUUCUGAACCAAGAAAAGUUCCGUUCUCCGCUGACGUCCUCAACCAAUGGGUGGCCUUGGGCUGUCCUCUAAGGCUGAAGAAACCCUGCCAGGGAAGAGGGCUUGGACACUGGCAAAGGACACAGCUCUCUCCACUCUGCCCUGACGCACAACACAGGGGAGACCGCCUCCAGCACCAAACUUAUGGCAACCAAGGAGCAAAUACAGCUAGAAGAGGGACAGCAAAGAAGCAAAUGUACUCCAACUAAUGGCAAGCCCAUCACUGCGGACCUCGGGGCUGUCUCCUUCUCCCCGGACAAGACAGCUGGCUGGAGACGGGCGAGGUGCUCUGUCUCGGGGAGACAAAGGGCCCGGUGGGCCGGCAGCCAUGAGACUU
Microcebus murinus (gray mouse lemur) is the source of this 3942-nucleotide messenger RNA. It is a transcript of the gene IGFBP5, whose product is annotated as insulin like growth factor binding protein 5. Gene Ontology annotation, cellular component: extracellular region. Gene Ontology annotation, biological process: regulation of insulin-like growth factor receptor signaling pathway. Gene Ontology annotation, molecular function: fibronectin binding; insulin-like growth factor II binding; insulin-like growth factor I binding. NCBI's taxonomy places the organism in Eukaryota, Metazoa, Chordata, Mammalia, Primates, Cheirogaleidae. The record is from RefSeq and is a predicted model, not a curated record.